GGCCUACAUCCAGAGCUGCAGCGCGAGCAACGAUGGCAGGAAUAUAACGACAUUUCAUUUAAUACAUAUGAUCAGGAAAUCUGCAAAAAAUGGAGAGAGGACAUUUUGGCUACUCCCAAGACUAUCUUGACCGCUUUAUCCAAAGCCAAGACUCGUCUGUUGUGAACAAGUUCCAGCAGAAGUACUGGAAGACAAAACAGACGCUCAUCAAGGUCACCGGGAAGAAAGAGGACGAACAUGUGGUUGCGUCAGAUGCAGAACUGGACGGCAAGCUGGAGGUUUUUCACUCCGUCCAGAGAACAUGCAUGGAGCUGCUAAAGGUCAUUGAGCAGUACCAGAGGAGGAUAUGCUUCCUUUCCCAAGAGGAGAACGAGCUGGGACGCUUCCUGCGCUCCCAGGGCUCGCAGGAUAAAACCAGAGCUGGAAAGAUCAUGCAGGCCACGGGGAAGGCUCUCUGCUUCUCUUCCCAACAGAGAUUGGCCUUGAGAAACCCUCUGUGCCGCUUGUACCAGGAGGUGGAAACGUUUCGCUAUCGAGCGAUCUCAGACACGUGGCUGACGGUGAACCGGAUGGAGCAGUCCAGGACUGAAUACCGCGGAGCGCUGCUUUGGAUGAAGGACGUUUCACAGGAGCUGGAUCCGGAUACUAGUAAACAGAUGGAGAAAUUUCGCAAGGUUCAGGCCCAGGUGCGCACUACAAAAACAAGCUUUGACAAAUUGAAGACCGAUGUCUGCCAGAAAGUGGACCUGCUGGGAGCCAGUCGCUGCAACCUCCUCUCUCACGUCUUAACCACAUAUCAGACAACACUUUUGCACUUCUGGGAGAAGACAUCCCACACUAUGGCAGCCAUUCAUGAAAGCUUCAAGGGCUGUCAGCAUUAUGAGUUCUCCACUCUUAAGACCUUACAAGGCCCCAUGGACAAGAUCGCUAAGAAAAAAGGGAAGAAGAGAAUUAAAGCAGUGGCUGAAGAUGGAAAGAAAGCAGAGCCCACAGACGACCAACUCAUCUCAUUAGAGAAUGAAAACGGCGAUAAGACCAGAGAAGGGCAUGGAGAUAGUCUCUCUGCCUACUUAGAGUUCGAGGGAGAGGAGAAGGACAGCAUGGCGUUGCUGAAUGAGAUCCUGGGCAGUACGUCUGUGGACGAGGGCGACUUCUCCAGAGAGUGGACCGAAGUGUUUGGAGACAUGGAGGAGGGAUCGAGCGCAGCAUCAGGCACAGCAGCCGAGGCUCAGCAGAAGGAAAACUCCUUCUUUCUACCCUCUCAUUUAUUGGACCAGAGCUUGAAUAAUCUGCAGUCUUCCCUCUCAGAUCGGGCUGGGAUCAUUCCACAGCCCGUCGCCCAGGCAACGCAGCACUCAUCUGGAGCCAAUCAGGACCCUUCUAAGGCAGCAGUGAAAGACAAAGCGGGGACGUCAGCAGACCUCUCAGCGUGGUUCAACCUGUUCGCCGACUUGGACCCGCUCUCAAAUCCAGAUGCUGUUGGCAAAACUGACCUAGAGCACGAACUUCACAACGCGUAGUUAUACGACCAAAACAUGGUGAUCUGAAAUGGGUUCCUUUGUUGGUUGGUACAGCAGAAUAUCACUUUCACACAUCCAGUGAAAAAUCAGCCGAAACACACACACACAAAAUGGUCUUCUCUUGAGGCAUCAAGUAGACAUUCUGCCAAUCAUGAAGUCAAUUAAUCAAUAAACAGAUAACUCACCUCAAUCUCAUACCCAAAUAUUUGUGGCGAUUUACGAAAUAUUGAAGCAAACUUAAUAUAUUUUUGGACAGUUGGCUAGAACACAAUAUAACAAUCAGUGGAAUAGGUAUUUUCACUAAAUCAAAAAAGUUAAAUCUUAUAAUUAAAAAUAAAUCACUACCUUUUUGUUAAACCACAUACAAAUACAAUAUAAAAACAAACCGUUAGACAAAGAGGCAGGUACAAGCUUUCACAAAAUGCCAUAUCAUUACAGUAUCUUAUAACGACAUGUAUUUUGUUAUAACAGGAGAAAUGUCAUAACAGGUAAUUGAUCAGAUUGUAUCUCUUGGUGGCUGUAUUGCACUUCUGCAAAGUGUUCAACUAACGACUAGCAGCUGGAGUUCUUCCCAUUGUGAAGAAAAGAAAGAUUGACAAGCUGACCUUUUAGGACGUUUGCCUCUUCCGCUUUGGUUAAAAAUAAAGGGUUAUCAUCGAUACCUCAGUAUGAGAUCUGAAACAAGAAGCCUUCUACAUUUGCUGCCUUGACAUCUGUAGUCUCUAGUAUCAUGCUCCACAUGUCCAGGUGUUAACGAAAUGUUGCAACAUCGUGAGAAAAGUUAGUGCAGUCAGGAAGAAAUAUUCAAAUGUAAACUGAUACAUCAUUUAUUCUGCCAGCGAUCGUCCUCGACUGAGAAUUAUUAUUUUGAAAUGUGUUUGCUACAUGCUGUCUUUGUUAAGCUCUGUUGAAGAUAUUGCAGAAUAUAUAAACAUAUCAUUCAUGUUUUACUGCAUGUUGCAUGUUUUAUGUUAUUCAGUAAGUGUCAUUGAAUGGAUAAUGUGUGUAUUAUUGUGAGACUUUUCAUCUAUUUAUUUAACUCACUUGCUUAGCUCCCAUUGAAAAAAAGAGGCAAUUUUUAGUGGAUAAUUUUCAGACGCAAAGUAGACAGAAAGUUGGAUAAUCAUGAAAAUACAAUCAAGUUGUUCCGAUUCACAUUACAAUGCUGCAUACAUUAUAUGUCAGGUUAAGAGUCUUAAUCUGAUAACAAAUAAACAAUAUAGAACCUCAUCAUUAUUAUAAUUGGAUUCCUUAGGUAUAUUGAUAUUUAUUUUGGUGCAACUAUGAUGUUAUAAGCCAUGUGACGUGUUUUAAUAUUGAACAUAAACCAAAUACAUUGAUUGCCUUACCUUGACUCCUACUUGUACUUAAAUGCCAUGCUUCGAAAUACUGAUUCUAAUUGUUGAUGUGUCUGUCUUUGAUAAGGCCUUUAAAAAGAUGACAUACCAAUGCAAA
Molecule: messenger RNA, 2975 nt
Organism: Trematomus bernacchii (emerald rockcod)
Lineage: Eukaryota; Metazoa; Chordata; Actinopteri; Perciformes; Nototheniidae
Gene: ica1
Product: islet cell autoantigen 1
Exons: 13
Coding region: 90-1520 (476 amino acids)
Biological process (GO): regulation of transport
Cellular component (GO): Golgi apparatus
Molecular function (GO): protein domain specific binding
Source: RefSeq, a predicted model, not a curated record